AUUUAUUUAUUUAUUUUGCAAAUCAAAGUAAUUACCAAAUUAUGUUGCAAAGUGCUUUGAAUUUUUUAAAUUUGAUUUGGAGUAAUUCUGUCAAACUGUCAUGUUUUAUAAGAACAGAGUGAAAAAAAAAUCAAAGCAAGUCUUUUGAGGCAUGUAAGAAAAAAAAAGUUAAAUUUUCAAACAACUUCAGAUUUAUUAACAUUUAUUGAUGGAACCAUGCAGCAUGACAAAAAGCUGAGUUAUUCCUUUAUUAGAACCUCUGGUUGAAGUAAAGUCCACAUUAUAAUACAUUUGUAGCCUUAUUCAUUGUGUUUAUAAAAGGGUAAUAUGCUGUUUAAUGCAAAAAACAUUAAGAUGAGGGAAAAAAUAUUUAUUUCUCUGAUAGUGUAGCUCAUUUGAUUCUGGGACAGGAGGGGGUGGGUGGUGGGGUUGCCUUUUUAGGAGACACCUGAUCACAGCUCCACUCACCACCACCUCCACCCGACACGAUGAGGCUCAUACUGCAGCUCUUUCACGUUACAACAUUCGAGGAGMGCUUUGAGGAUGGAACACCGGUGGAGCUGAGAAAGGUGUUAAAAUGUUUUGGAUUAAAUCGACCAAAAAGAAGUGUUAAAAUCCAAGACCUCCCCUCUGAAGUCUUUUAUUUAUUUAUUUUUGAGUCGGGUGAUCUCGUGAAGGAAACCUAAUCAUGGAGAAGUUCAAAGCAGCCAUGGUUCUGGGUGCCGCCGGUGACRCUUUGGGCUACAGAAAGGGUCGAUGGGAAAGCUGCACAUCAGGGAAGAAGAUCCAGGAGGAACUGGUCUCUCUGGGGGGACUGGAGGCUCUGAAACUGGACCCGGAUCACUGGCCCCUGAGUGAUGCAUCGCUGAUGCACAUGACCACAGCCGAAGCACUAAUAACAGAUUACUGGUGUCUGGAGGACCUGUACAGGGAGUUGGUGCGUGUCUAUGUCGAAGCCAUGGUGUCUCUCCAGGGACGAGCCCCAGAUCCGUCCACGGUGGAAGCUUGUGUUCACCUCAAACCUCACAACUUCCUGCUGGCCUGGCACACGCCUUUUAACGAGAAGGGGUCGGGGUACGGAGCAGCAGCUAAAGCCAUGUGUGUCGGGAUGAGGUACUGGCAGCCUGAGAGAAUAGAAAACCUGGUGGAGGUUAGCAUCGAGACGGGCAGAAUGACCCACAACCACCCAACAGGCUUCCUCGGCUCCCUGACCACAGCGCUGUUUGCUUCGUACGCCAUCCAGGGGAAGCCUGUGGUGACGUGGGGCCGCGAGCUCAUGAAGGUCAUCCCUCGAGCAGAAGAGUACUGCAGGAAAACCAUACGACACAUGGCAGAGUAUCAGGAGAACUGGUUUUACUUUGAGGCUAAGUGGCAGUUUUACCUCGAAGAGCGCGACAUCGAGAAGGAGGGACAAAACCAGCCUUUGUUUCCAGAUCGUUACGAUGCUGAGGAGAUGGAUAAAACGUACAAACGUUGGAGUUCGGAGGGCCGUGCGGGCCGCAGAGGUCAUGACGCUCCCAUGAUCGCGUACGACGCCUUACUGGCUGCAGGAAGUGACUGGGCCGAACUGUGCAAACGGGCCAUGUUUCAUGGAGGUGAGAGCGAAGCCACAGGCCUGAUCGCAGGUUGUCUCUUCGGCCUCCUGCACGGCCUGAGCCCGGUCCCCCAGAACCUGUACCAGGAUCUGGACAAGAGAGGGCGGCUGGAGGAGCUGGGAGAAGCCCUGUACAAGGCUGCGUCUGCAGAGAAAUGCACAGACAAACCAGAUUCAAUGAAAACCAGGAUCGACCCUGAUGCCUGUAAGAUGAGGAAACUAAUUAGAGACCCAAAAUGCAGACCGGUGCUUCGAGGGAUUCUGGAGAGUCUCCUACAAUACCUAACCGAGGACCUGGGCAAGAGGACUCCCAGAAGAGCCGACGGUCCUGAUCUACGAAGACAGACUUGUGUGAAGCCAACAAAAACCUCUGAGAGUAAAUUUCCAAAGUCCGGAGGAGCAAAAGACCCAAAAUCCCGACGGCUCACCUCAUUCCAGCUGCUCCAGUCAAAGUUCUUAAAGUCCUCACCCAAACCCUUCAUCUCACAUCAGAGAGAGGUGGGAACUCUGUCCUCCUGCAGAGCGGCGCCUCGUCAGGACGAAGACACCAAAAGAGACGGCAGAGAUCGAACAAAAAGAGCACAAGGCCCGAACAGGCGGAGCAGCGUGAAGGAAAUCGUUGCCAAGUUCGCCGUGGCUGAGCGGAAAGAACAAGAACUGAAAACCCAGGAGAAAGAACCGAAACUCGCCGGAAGAGGGAUCCUCCUGAGCUCGUUGGUGAAGACGUUUGAGAACGUGGCCACGGUUCACAAGAAAAGUAACUUCAAGUUUUCACACGAGAAGCUUCCCGGAGGUGUUCCGUCUGCAGUCAGAGAGACRGUGGCUCGUCUGGAAGGAGAGAAACCACGAGCGUCGGAUCGAACCGUCGAUUCUCUGAAGCAGACAAAAACAACUGGUCGAGAACCGGGAUCAGGUGGCGCAGAGGACGUUUUCACAAAACUGAACUGUGCAGAAGAAACAGAUCCUACGGCGCGAGAGAUCUGCAGUUCGUCAAAUCAAGCUUCAGCAGGUUUCAGUGGAAUCCAGACCAGGUCUAACGAAGCUGAAGCUCCUGCAAAAACACUCAAAAAUGGACGUCAGGAGCUGCUUUCUUCUGCCUCUGUGUCCGAGUGGUCGCCACUAGAACCUCGCACAGUUCUUCUGCAAGAAGAGCUUCCACUGAUCUGGAACGUGGCCACCAUCGUGACUUGCUCACCAGUCCAGUCCAGGUGUGUAGCCUCCUCUCCUGAGGAACAUCUAUGGGAGGCUUCUGAAAGUCCAAACCUGGACAAGAGAACUGAUGGUCCAUGUAAAGACCUGGAAUCAUCUUCCAGGUCUUGUUCGCCGGUCAUUAAAAGUCCAAACCAGGACAAGAGAUCAGAUGAUCCAUUUGAAGAACCUGAAUCGUAUUCCAGGACCUGCUCAGCACUUCAGUUCUCUCCAGUGCAACAUCUACAGGAGGCUUCUGAAAGUCCAAACCUGGACAAGAGAACUGGAAAAACCACAGCUGAUCCAUGGGACAUGCUGGAAUCAUCUUCCAGGACUUGCUCACCAGUCCAGUCCAGGUGCGUAGACACCUCUCCUGAGGAACAUCUACGAGAGGCUUCUGAAAGUCCAAACCUGGAAAAGAGAACAAGGAAAACCACAGGAGAUCCAUAUGAAGACCUGGAAUCAUCUUCCAGGACUUGCUCACCAGUCCAGUCCAGGUGCGUACACACCUCUCCUGAGGAACAUCUACGAGAGGCUUGUGAAAGUCCAAACCUGGGCAAGAGAACAAGGAAAACCACAGGAGAUCCACAUGAAGACCUGGAAUCAUCUUCCAGGACUUGCUCGUCAGUUUGGUCCAGAUGUGUAGACUCUGGCAAGAGAACAGAAGAUCCACCUGAAGACCUGGAAUCCUCUUCCAGGGGAUCAGCUGCAGGCGAAUCCUUCAUAAAAACACCGGAAACUACGGUGAAACCAAGUGAAGCUUCAGGAAGUGACGACUCAAAUCUCAGAGUGACGGAUCCACGAGGGCUUUCUGUCCUGUGUCAGAUUAGUCCUUCCUCUCAAUCAGAACAAACUCAUCUCACUAAAAACCUGCAGUCACCUCAUAACAAUAAUGAUCUUGGUACCGUUUUAAAAACUUUAGAGCAUCUUCAAGACGUUGGCUCGAACAGUUCUUGCUAUAUUAGCAAACCUGGAACAACUAAAGAGAAAUCAUCUGAAGAAAACGUCUCAGAAGCCGUAGAAAGGGGAAAAGGUUUGAAAAAUGGUGAUUUAGGGAUGCCACAAAGCUUUAGACUUUCUGUAGAACCCACCAGCAACGGUGCGUUCAAAGACCGUGGGUUAUCGGUGACUCGGUUUCAACCUGAAAGAGACGUCAAACAAAAACCCAAGUACACAACCAUCAACUACGGGGAUCCUUCUGUCAAACAAACUUAUAAACCCAAAACAAUACGAUUCACAGACACCUUUAAUUUCUAGGCCGAAGCAGGAAGUCACAGUUUUUUUUUUACCGUUCUUCAACAAAUAAAAUAAAAUAAAAUAAAAUAAAUAAAUAAACAAACAAUUAUUAGGGGCUCUGCCUCCAUUUGUUUGAAUGGCAAAACCUCAAAAAUGAUCUGUAUCUUUUUACUCUUCCGAGAAAAUUAAUGCGACCCAAACGGUAAAGUGAAGUGUACCCACACAAAUUUUAUAUUGAAACAACCAUCUCUGCCCGGUGAUCUGUGCUGUUACUUUUAGUGGAGUUUCAAAUUACCAUGGCGAGGUAAAUCRCAAAAAUCUAAAUACAUAUUUACGUCAUGAAUUGUUCAUUAAGGUGAGAGUUUUGAAUGUAAAAUAAACACUCACCGGCCACUUUAUUAGUACACCACGCCAGUAACGGGUUGGACCCCCUUUUG
This is a messenger RNA of Austrofundulus limnaeus, 4455 nucleotides long. Its product is annotated as protein ADP-ribosylarginine hydrolase-like protein 1. The coding region runs from base 689 to 4039 and encodes 1116 amino acids. NCBI's taxonomy places the organism in Eukaryota, Metazoa, Chordata, Actinopteri, Cyprinodontiformes, Rivulidae. The record is from RefSeq and is a predicted model, not a curated record. Gene Ontology annotation, molecular function: GTPase activator activity; small GTPase binding. Gene Ontology annotation, biological process: regulation of GTPase activity. The transcript has 8 exons.